Molecule: messenger RNA, 600 nt
Organism: Colletotrichum karsti
Lineage: Eukaryota; Fungi; Ascomycota; Sordariomycetes; Glomerellales; Glomerellaceae
Exons: 1
Coding region: 1-600 (199 amino acids)
Source: RefSeq, a predicted model, not a curated record
AUGUCUUACUUGGAGGACCCCAAACCGAUCAACCCUCCUUGCGAAGUACUCCGCAUAAACAAGCGCUUCAACGGCGCCCAAACAACGGUCGACCGCAUCGAUCUCGUCACAGGGCACGCAACACCCUUCUACAUCCUCCACAACAACGACGAAAAGGCCAUCGCCGUUCUGCACGCCGACCCGCGGCAGCAGCAGAUGUCAGACCAAGCCCUCGGCACGGCCAAGCUACACUCGUUGUCGUCCAAGAUCGACGUCGUGUUCCGCGGCAUGGAGUUCAAGAUGAAGGGGAACUCGGCAGGCAUGGGCCACGAUUUCGACUACAUGGGCGUGCCGUACAGCUGGACAUUAUCGAGGAUGUCCGGUUCGCACAGCACGAUCUUCUUCAAGGAUGGGAGUGGGAGGUUGCUGGCGAGGUGGAAGAAGCAUCCCGACGGAAGGUUCAGCUCGUCCAAGACGCCUCCGACCUUUGAGGUGUAUGUUCCGCCGCAGAGCAUUGACAUGGAUAUGGUCAUUGUGACGGGGUUGGCGUCGAUUGGAUACUGGGUUAAGGAUAAGAAGGACACAUACGAGGCCGUUGGGGAGAUUUUGGGGGCUGUAUGA